AUGCCGUAUCCAGGCACCUCGAGUCCAGGCGAAGGAGAGACCGAAACCAUCGCUCCUCUGCUGCCCUCUGCCAAGGCGCAAUCCGGUCAAAAGCUCUCGUUAUCCCAACUUCGGACCCUCGCCAACCAGGGCAACGCCGGCGCACAAGUGGACCUGCGCAUCGUAGAGGCGCAACAGGUCGCUUCGUCUUCCUCGAAACUUCCCAUCGCAUCCUCAUCUACAGAGGCCAGUCCGUCACUACCAAAAAAGCUCGUACCGCCGAAGGGAUGGCUGCAUUUUGUUGCUGGAGGGGCCGGUGGUAUGUGCGGAGCUAUCAUCACAUCCCCACUGGACGUGGUCAAGACGCGGCUCCAAUCCGACCUGUAUCGUCAGCGCUCAUCACAGAAACAGGCUGUUUCAAAAGCGGCACAAAAGAGCGGGAUAUUGCAAAGCGCGCGCCGCUUGGCGUACCACUUUGUCGAGACGGGCUAUCUGCUCAAGGAGAUCAGCACCACGGAAGGGCCACGCGCCUUGUUUCGUGGGUUAGGACCGACACUGGUAGGUGUGAUCCCAGCACGAUCCAUCAACUUUUACACGUACGGCAACGGAAAAACGCUCAUAGCAGAGCGCUUCAAUGACGGUAAAGAGACGCCCUUGGUUCACCUCAGCGCUGCAGCUUUGGCUGGCGUGGUGACGGCGACAGCAACCAAUCCAAUUUGGGUUGUCAAGACACGCUUGCAACUCGAUUCGCGUCACAACGAGCGCGCGGUUUCAGCAUCUGCCGCCUCUAUCAGAUCAGCGGCCUCCUCUGCUGCCACCACAACAGCGACAACUGCCAGGCCGGGCGUAGUGCACUUUUCCACCGCCUCGUCAGUCGUACGAUCCAAAAAGUCACUUGGUGCCUUUGGCGAACCGGCCUUCUUUCAUGCGUCCAAAACCACCACUGGAUCUAGCAUGAACUCAAUGCAAAUGUCACUACACAUCGUACGCAAGGAAGGUAUCAAGGGCCUCUACAAAGGUAUGAGUGCCAGCUACCUCGGUGUAGCUGAAGGAACCAUCCAGUGGGUUCUCUACGAAAGGCUCAAGAAGAUGGGUGCUGAAAACGCCUCUCCCUCGGACGAGGCGAGAGGCGGCAAAGUGACUAGCAAGUUGUCGAGCAUGAUUGGCGCCGCGGGCGUGGCCAAGUUGGUAGCCAGCCUGCUCACAUAUCCUCACGAAGUGGUGAGGACGCGGUUGCGACAACAGCCUCCAGCAGGGCAAAAGGCGAAGUAUACGGGCUUGAUGCAGACGGUCAAGCUCGUGUAUAGAGAGGAAGGUUUUGCUGCAUUGUAUGGAGGACUCAGUGCGCACUUGCUCCGAGUCGUGCCGAAUGCUGUCGUCAUGUUUUCCAUCUACGAACUUACGCUGCGCUUCGCUACGAAGGUCGAAUAA
This is a messenger RNA of Sporisorium graminicola, 1410 nucleotides long. RefSeq lists its product as uncharacterized. Lineage: Eukaryota; Fungi; Basidiomycota; Ustilaginomycetes; Ustilaginales; Ustilaginaceae. The transcript has a single exon. Gene Ontology annotation, molecular function: pyrimidine nucleotide transmembrane transporter activity. The record is from RefSeq and is a predicted model, not a curated record. Gene Ontology annotation, cellular component: mitochondrion. Bases 1 to 1410 code for a protein of 469 amino acids. Gene Ontology annotation, biological process: pyrimidine nucleotide import into mitochondrion.